Molecule: messenger RNA, 6365 nt
Organism: Marmota monax (woodchuck)
Lineage: Eukaryota; Metazoa; Chordata; Mammalia; Rodentia; Sciuridae
Gene: Il21r
Product: interleukin 21 receptor
Exons: 13
Coding region: 2966-4573 (535 amino acids)
Biological process (GO): immunoglobulin mediated immune response; cytokine-mediated signaling pathway
Cellular component (GO): membrane; external side of plasma membrane
Molecular function (GO): cytokine receptor activity; protein binding
Source: RefSeq, a predicted model, not a curated record
GGGAACUUCAGACAGCGCUGGCCAUGUUUGAGGCGCUCAUGGCAGAUGGCAACCCUGGUUGCUACACCUUUUUUUUUUUUAAUAUUUAUUUUUUCGUUGCAGCUGGACACAGUACUUUUAUUUUAUUUAUUUUUAUUUGGUGCUGAGGAUCGAACCCAGGUCCUCGAACGUGCUAGGCGAGCGCUCCACCGCUGAGCGCAACCCCAGCCCCUGGUUGCUACACUGUGCCAAGACCACAGAAAGGGUUCGUGGUGGGCCUGCGGCUGGAUCUUCAUCAUCCUAGACAGGGCCUCGCUAAGUUUCCAAGGUUGGCCUCAAACUUGUGAUCCUCCUGCCUCGGCCUCUCAAGCACUGGGAUUGCAGAUGUGCCUGACCCCACCUGGUGCCCCAGAGACACCGUUGUCCACGGAUGCGCAAGCCCCUUGUAUGGAAUGGCAUGGGGGUCCCGGUGACCUGCCCACACCCUCCGUCCCCGAGGCUGGGAACAGGCUGUGUUAUGUGGCAAGAAGGAAUGAAGGUUGCAGAUGGAAUCAGAGCUCCUCACGGCCUGGCCUGGAGACGGGCACGUCAUCCUGGACCAUCCAGACGGACCGACUGUAAUCACAGUUCGCAGUCUUCCCUCUGGAAGGAGCCUCCAGGGAGCAGAGAUUUUCGUUUGCUUCACUGUUGAAUUCCAGGGCCCACCUGGGGCCCAACACAUAAUUCUGGCACCGACUGUCUGUCCCUGUGACCCUUCGCCCUGGCUCCUCCAUGCACCACAUGCACCACACCGUCUCCUGCUUGCAGCCCCUGGGCUGAUCCUAACACUGCACCAGGACCAGGUGGUGACAGAGUCUCCCUCCUGCUCCUAAGGGGACACAGGUCCCGGAGGUCCUGAAGGUGAUGUGAGGUGGCCUUGGGCAUCAGUUCGGGAAACUUGUUCCUUUUUCAGCCUCUCUCUCCCUCGGGCCUUCCGCAGGCUGCCAGCAAGUCGCCAGAAUUGAAAUGACUCGGUUUUGGUUUCACUGUGGGCUCUGCAGUUCCGUCUGUUUAUGGUCAAGGAGGCUGGCGCUCCAUUUGUGAAGGGACAAGGUCUCCUCUGAAAAGAAAGCGAAAUAGGUCAACCAACACGAAGGGCUCAGGAAUCAGGGUGGAGGGGAAAUGCAAGUAUGGCCCAAGUGACCUGUCGUGCAGCGGGAUGGGCCCGGGAAGUGUCCAGAGCUCCUGGCAACCAGGUCCCGGUGCCCGGCUGCCCCUCAGUGUGACACCUGUGACACCUGCAGCCACGCUGGGACACGGCCCUGGCCCCAUUCCCAGGGCACCUCGUGCAGUUUCGACCCCAGGCCUGUCUCUUCACUCUGGCCUGUCCCUCACGCUCCUCCCGGACCACUCUGUGCCCCUGUCGCCCAGCACGGUCCUCCCUGGGGAAGGACCCUCGCCACUCCCAGCCCCGCACGUGGCUUCCGCGGACCUGAUGUCACUCUGCGCUCCCACAGCGCGCGACUCAGGCGCGGCCAGUCAGAGUGCUCCUUCCCCAAUCCGUGUAGGGAUUGGCUCCCAGGCGCUCAUGUGAUUAAAUCUGACCAAUGAGAGCCGUUCCCUGAUCCAUCCCGGGAACUAUCACUUUCUUUCGCGAUUCGUAGCUGAUAGCUGAUAAGGCUCCACCUCUGGGAGUCCCCACCCCACCGCACACACUUUUUUACUACCACUGAGGCUCCCUUAUCCUACUUGGGGUUGAGAAGCAAGCAGAUUCCAGAGGCGGAGGCUUCCAACCUGCAGAAAAAAAUUUGAGCACCUUGAUCCAUCCAUGCCUGAAACUACACUCUAAUUUUUUUUUUUAAUCACUUGCAACUACAAGGCUCCUGGUCAAAGAAUGAGUUUAAGCUUUAUUGACAUAAAAUUCAUAUAGCAUAUAAGUCACCCUUUCAACCAUUUAAAAAUGCAUGAUCCAUAACACACUGGGUUCUAGUAGAGUCACAGUGUUGUACCCAUGUCACCACUGUGUGAUUCCAGAAUCUCACAACACAACCACCAUCUCCAGAAACAAAAAUAAAAACCAUGAUCCUUCUCACCCACUCCCAACUGCCCUCCCCCAGUGCAUGUCACCACCUGAAAUAUCUCAGGCAUUUCUCUGAGCACCCCCUCAAUACAGGGCCGGGUUGUUCUCCCCUCUGUGCACACUCCCCGUGAUUUUUAAAUCUUAUUUAUUUUUAAUCAUGAAACAUUUCAAACAGACAGAAAGUCAAUCCCUGUGUGUAUCUCCUACUACAUUUUUGAUGUCGGGAACUGGGACUUGAUUUCUUCUUGUGUCCCCAUUUCCCAGCACAGGGUCUGCACCAGACAAGGUGUUCAGUCAAGCAAAACAAGAAGCCAACCCGGGCCCACCUUCACCGUCUCAGCCCUGGGCUGAACCAGAGCUUAAAGAUUCUGCCAAUGUUUGUUGAUUGGCUGGUUGACCUCCUUAGUAAACGUCAGGCCCCUCCUCCUGCCUGUGUGUGCAGGGCUGUGGUGGGGCUGGGCAGGAGGGACUUUAUCUGAGCCGAUCACUUCCCACACUCUGACAUUUAAUUAAACCCAGAACUAAACUGACAGUUGUUUACCAUAGCUGGGUACCCCCCAGAAUUCCCCCACUUCAGAGGCUUACAGGUAGAAUAGUGGGGAGGCUGAGCAGAUCAGGGACGCAGGGCCCGUGGCUUCUCUGUCUCUGUGUUGUCCCAUCUGUGCAGCACAGCUGAUGACGCUGAAUACCCUGUGGGGUCACGGGGGAUUGGCUGAGUGAACCCCUGCUGUCCUUGAGGAAGUCUGCUGCCCAGGGUGCUUAGCUGCGUUCUCCCAGCGCUGCACGAGGCCACCCAGCACUGCACGAGGCCACCCAGCCACGGCCCCCGGGGCUUACCCACCGCCUCGCUCCACUGCAUCUCAGGUUAGGCGCUGCCUCCUCCAGGAAGUCCUCCGGCUCCGCAUACCUUGGGCCCCAGGACGCAGCAUGCCCCCAGGCUGGGCCGUGCCCGUGCUCCUGCUGGUGCUGCAGGGUGGCUGGGGCUGCCGGGAUCUCGUGUGCUACACUGACUACCUCGAGACGGUCACCUGCGUCCUGGAGACGUGGAGUCUCCACCCCGGCACGCUCACUCUCACCUGGCAAGACCAGUACGGAGAACUGGGGGACGAGGUCACCUCCUGCAGCCUCCACAGAUCCGGCCACAAUGCCACCCACGCGAAGUACACGUGCCACAUGGACGUGUUCCACUUCAUGCCCGAUGACGUCUUCAGCGUCAACGUGACAGACCCGACCGGCAACUCCUCCCGGGAGUGCGGCAGCUUCAUCCUGGCUGACAACAUCAAGCCGGCUCCUCCUUUCAACGUGACGGUCACCUUCUCGGGACACUACAACGUCUCCUGGUGCUCUGACUACGAGGAGCCUGACUUCUACGCGCUGAGGGGCAGGAUGCAGUAUGAGCUGCAGUACAGGAACCGCGGGGACCCCUGGGCUCGGAGCCCGGUGACAAAGCUGGUCUCAGUGGACUCGAGGAGCGUCUCCCUCCUGCCCUUGGAGUUCCGCCAGGGCUCCAGCUAUGAGCUGCAGGUGCGGGCGGGGCCCCAGCCGGGCUCCUCCUUCCGGGGGACCUGGAGUGAGUGGAGCGACCCCGUCAUCUUUCAGACCCCGCCGGAGGAGGAGUCCAGGGGAGGCUGGGGGCCCCCCCAGCUGCUGCUGCUGCUCCUGCUGGUCAUCUUGGGCCCUGUCCUUGUCUUCCUGGGCCUGAAGGUCCACCUGCCUUGGAGGCUGUGUAAGAAGGUGUGGGCGCCCGUGCCCAGCCCGAAGCGGUUCUUCCAGCCCCUGUACGAGGGCCACGGUGGGGACUUCAAGAGAUGGGUGGGCUCGCCCUUCUGCGCCCCCAGCCUGGACCCAGGGCCCUGGGGCACCGUGGUACUGUCCACCCUGGAGCUGCCCGCCUGCGUCCCCCCACGGAGUCCAGCCAAGGGACUGGAGUCCCCAGGGCUGGCGGGGCCCGCGGACCUGCUGGAGACUGACGGGGUGUCCGAGCCUCGCUCCUGGGGCCCGGUCUCCCCCAGAGCAGGUGGCUCCAGAGGCUCAGCCUUCGGGGAGGAGAGGGACCGUCCGUACGGCCUGGUGUCCAUCGACACGGUGACCGUGGUGGACGCCGAGGGACCGUGCACCUGGCCUUGCAGCUGCGGGGACGAUGGCUACCCCGCCCUGAGCCUGGACACCAGCCUGGAGCCGGGCCCUGGGGACCUGCUGCUGGGCCCGGCCACCACGGUCCUGUCCUGCGGCUGCGUCUCGUCGGGCGGCCCUGGGCUGGGGGGCCCUAUGGGCAGCCUCCUAGACAGGCUGGAGCUGACCCUGGCCGACCAGGAGGGCUGGUCCCCAGGGGGUGCCCCAGACAGUGAGGCCGGGUCCCCAGCCGCCGGCCUGGACAUGGACACCUUUGACAGCGGCUUCGCGGGCUCCGACUGCGGCAGCCCCGUCGAGUGUGACUUCGCUGGCCCCGGGGACGAGGGGCCGCCCCGGAGCUACCUCCGCCAAUGGGUGGUCAGGAGCCCUCCGCCCGCUGGCCCCACGGCCCAAGCCAGCUAGCGAGGCGGUGACCCAGCUGCCCUGUCCCCAGCUGGCCACCACAGACGGCCACCCGGGCACUAGCAGAGACAGGCCCGCGGCCCUCGGUCCCCGGGGAAGGGGCCUCUGGGCCUGUGGCUCACGGUGUGCGUGGCUGGGUGUGCGGUGGCGUGUCCCCAGCUGCAUGUGGCCCUGGCUGUGACAGAGCACCAGCAGGCACAGGCAAUGGCCGCCGUUCCACCAGCCUGCUGGGCUCAGGCACUGCCUGUGACAGGUGCCAAGCCAGGCCCCAGGUCCCGGGAAGAGUCCAGCAGCCACACACGUCCAGGCUGUCCCUGCAACCUCUCGGAAGGGCUGGGGAGGGGGUGAGCCCUCAGGGCGCAGGAAGAUUCCGCCCAGGGGGCCCCUGCUGUGCUGCCCAGACAAGUCGCAGUCCCUCUCUGGGCUGCUUCCUCACCUGUACAGGAGCCUGGCCAGCCCCGGGGUGGGGAGGCCGCGGUUCAGUCUGCAGCCUGAGCAGCCCCUCCACCAGCUUCCUGCCCGUGCAGAGGUGGCUGGGGUGAGAAACCAGGUGACACUGACAGCCUGGGCCCAGGGCCCUCUGAAGCGGGUACUCGGGGUUUCCGGGCCUCGAACCGCUCAGCCGUGUCCCUUGGAAACAGUCCCUGCCACCAGGGUUCUUUUUUGGCUUCUGCUGCCCAUUAAAAAAAUCCCCUUUUGUACCCUCAAAAAUAUUCAUCAAGCACCAGGUACAGGCUGGGCACGGUGCCAGGCGCUGGGAGCCCAGAGUGGGCACGGUGCCCACGGGACCCGCCCUGUGCACUCACGGGCGUCAGGGACACACGGAGGAACCAGUGGCCGGAGGCCACGUCCUCCGGGCCCCUGCAGCAGGCCCAGCCCCCCCAGCCCUGAUGUCUUAUGUGUUCAGCCCGGGGACUCGGAGACUCGGGGACAGUCGGUUUUCAGUGACUUCUCAGAGCCUGUUGAAAAUGAAUGAAGCCAUGUCACUGGCCCCACUUCAGUCCCAGAGCCAGCUGUGGGUGACAGACGAUUCAUAAACGCCUCUAUUUGUAUUUUCAAGCAGUUAGGCAGCCUUCCCUCCAAGGGUGCCCACCUAGAGGUGGCGUCUCAGGGCCAACAGGGUCAAGGAGCCCCGGGGAUCCCCCACCCGGCCUGGACCCUCCCGUGGGAGCCGGGUCGGCUGGGCGAGGAGGCGGCAGGGGUUAGUUCUGCUGACAGUCUGCCCAGGACUUUCCUGUGAAGCAAGGCAGUUGGGAGAAGUUGCUGAGAGAGAUACUGGAGGAGUCCUCAGUGAGCGCCUGGAAAGUUCUGGAACGCUGGGGACUGGGGACCUGGGAGCAGGGCGCGCGCAUCGAAGGGCGCCUGGGUGAAACCCCAGGUCCUGCUCGUGUGAGAGCCCCCCGCCCCGCCCCCUGGACACUUGGGCUGAGGUUGCUGUGGUUGUCACACCUCCCCCGAGCGGCAGUUGGAAGGUGCCACCUGCAGACACCACCUGAGCGGAGGCUCAGUUCUCCAGGGGGCUGUGGCCUGGGGCGGACGUCCCUCCCCGACUCCACCUUUGAAGGAGAGGCUGCACGUGAACAGGGCGGCAGAGGCUGGAGCCAAGAGAGGCCGCCACCAAGGAUGGACAGGAAGUAGGUGGGCGGACGGCCAGGCGGACGGAUGGAAGGACAAACAGAGGUGGAGAGACAGAGCCGGACGCCGAAGACAAAGCCCGAGAUCUGCCUGCUUCACUGACCUCCCCCAGCCUGGUGCAUAGUAGACACUCAAUAAAGCCUGGUUUGUAGCUCUC